AUGCAUGUCCCUGCCUCCUUGUUCUAACUGCCGCUUCCAUCCUUGCUGCUGCCUCUGCUACUGGGGCUUACCGGAGUGGCAGAUGAGGAAACACUGCAGGUGAUUCAGCCUGAGAAGUCAGUGUCAGUUGCAGCAGGAGAAACGGCCACUCUGCACUGCAACGUGACCUUCCUGCUCCCCGUGGGACCCGUCAAGUGGUUCAGGGGAAAGCCAGGCCCAGAGUUAAUCUACAAUAUCAGAGGAGGCCCCUUCUCCCGAGUAACAAUUAUUUCAGACAAAACAAGGAGAAACAACACGGACUUUUCCAUCCACAUCAGUAACAUCACCUCAGCAGAUGCUGGUGUCUACUACUGUGUGAAGUUCCAGAGAGGAAGCCCUGACGUGGAGAUUAAGUCUGGACCAGGCACCUGGCUCUCUGUGCGUGCUAAGCCCUCUCUUCCAGAGAUUUCUGGCCCCUCCAACAGGGCCAACCCAGGCCAGAUGGUGAAUCUCACCUGCACAUCAACUGGCUUCCUUCCCAAAAACAUACACCUCAAAUGGUUUGAAAAUGGUGUGGAGCUUCCAGCCCAUCAGACCCUCAUCGUCCGUCCUGCAGAUGCUUCCUCUUACACCACCAUCAGCACCACCCUGGUGACCCUUGCCUUGUCCUUACUCCACUCCCAGGUCACCUGCCAAGUGGCUCACAGUGAAUUGCCGAGUCCCUUCAGUGGGCAUGUGAACAUCUCUAAGUUCCUUCAAGAGCAGGAGCUCCAUGAGGCAAGGACCUGCCUGCCUUUUCUCACUGCUGCAUCCCAAGAACUGAGAGCAAUGUCUAGGAAGGUGUGGGUGCUCCUUGAGCAUCAUUUACAUGAAGGAAGAAGUAAUGAAGGAAGCGCUGUUGUUUCAGUUGUUCCCACAGUGAAGAUGUCAGUGCACCGUGUUCCAAGCCUCCACGUGGCCAUCCUCAUCUGCCAUGUGCAAACGUUUUACCCUGAAGCCAUAGAAAUCACCUGGCAAGGGAGGAAAGGAUACUUCAGGACCUGUGAGGUCUUCACCCCCACCCAGAACCCAGAUGGCACAUUCAGCCAAGACAGUCAUAUCCUUGUCAGCACCUCGGAGGACAGAAGGCUAUUCACCUGCCAAGUGUGGUGUGAGACCCAGACACUGGUCCAGAGCAGCAUGCAGCUGAGAGAGCUUACAGAACAGCAGGAGAGUUUGGGUGAAUAG
Molecule: messenger RNA, 1206 nt
Organism: Balaenoptera musculus (blue whale)
Lineage: Eukaryota; Metazoa; Chordata; Mammalia; Artiodactyla; Balaenopteridae
Product: signal-regulatory protein beta-1-like
Biological process (GO): positive regulation of phagocytosis; positive regulation of T cell activation
Cellular component (GO): plasma membrane
Source: RefSeq, a predicted model, not a curated record